Messenger RNA from Aegilops tauschii subsp. strangulata, 2263 nucleotides. RefSeq names its product transcription factor TGA2. The record is from RefSeq and is a predicted model, not a curated record. Gene Ontology annotation, molecular function: sequence-specific DNA binding; DNA-binding transcription factor activity. Lineage: Eukaryota; Viridiplantae; Streptophyta; Magnoliopsida; Poales; Poaceae. Gene Ontology annotation, biological process: DNA-templated transcription; regulation of DNA-templated transcription.
UUGUUGGCAAAGCAGCGGCUAGCUAGGCUCCAAGGCGCCAUCACGAGCUAGGCUCCCCGGAUAGAGAGAUAGAUAGAUAGAUCGACCGAGGUCAUGCCGGGCGCCCGGCCGGCUGCGGGGUAGUUUGCUGGUGCGGAGAAGAUAGCUUGCUAGGUCGAUAGAUAGAUAGAGAGGUGGUGCCUUGGCAGCUAGCCCCCCCUAGAGUCAAACCCAGCCGUAUUUAGGUCUCGCCCGGCCGGAGAUAUACAUACGUAGACGCAGACGCAGGCGCAGAGAGAAAGAAAGAGAGAGGAAGCUGUAGCCCCCUCCUUGUGUGUGCGUGUGUGUCGUCCGCCGUCGGCGUCUGUCUCCCUCGAGAUGAUGAUGAGCGAAGGCCAGGGACAGCAGGAGAUCAUCAGCCAGCAGCAUCAGCAACAGCAACAGCAACAGCCGCUGGAGAUGGACAUCACCUUCGGGAUGAGCAGCCAUCAACAUCACCAUGCCCCUCCUUCCUCGUCCUCCUCCUCCUCCAUGCACGCCGCCGCCGCGAGCUUCAUGAGCAGCAAGGAGGCAUCAGGCGCGUAUGACCAUCUGGGGGAGCUGGACCAGGCACUGUUCAUGUACCUCGACCACGGCCACGCCUCCACGCAGCAAGAGCAGCGCCAGACCCUCAACAUCUUCCCCUCCCAGCCGAUGCAUGUGGAGCCAUCACCAAAGGGGGAGCUUGGUCUAGUCCUGUCGCCAGCGCCCGUGGGGUCGAAGAUGCCGUCGCCGGACCACCAUCACCACCACCACCAGCAGCAGGCAGCCGCCGCGGCCAUGGAGGAGUUGGCGGCGGGGAGCAGGAGGCAGCAGCAGGAGCACCACCUCCACCUGCAGCACCAGCAGCAACAACCCGCCUUCGCCACCGCCGAGUCCGCAGGGGUCAGCAACAACAAGGAUGUCAAGCCGCUGACAAAGAAGGAGCACAAGAGGGGCUUAUCCACCGGCGAACGCGACCCAAAAACGCUAAGGAGGCUAGCCCAGAACAGGGAGGCGGCGAGGAAGAGCAGGCUGAGGAAGAAGGCUUACAUCCAGCAGCUCGAGUCCAGCAGGAUCAGGCUGGCUCAGAUCGAGCAAGAACUCCACAGCGCAAGAGCUCAGGGAGUGCUCUACCCCGGCAGCAGCCUCCUCGCCGAGCAAGGCAUCGCCGGAAAAGGUCUCGGCGGCAUCGAUGGCCUCAGCUCAGCAGAGGCGGCGAUGUUCGACGUGGAGUACGCGCGGUGGCAGGAGGAGCACAACCGGCUCAUGUACGAGCUGCGGGCGGCGCUGCAGCAGCACCUGCCGGAGGGGGAGCUGCAGAUGUACGUGGAGAGCUGCCUGGCGCACCACGACGAGGUGCUGGCCAUCAAGGACGCCGUCAUCAAGGGCGACGUCUUCCACCUCAUCUCCGGCGUCUGGAGGAGCCCCGCCGAGCGCUGCUUCCUCUGGCUCGGCGGCUUCCGCCCCUCCGAGGUCAUCAAGAUGGUGCUUUCGCACGUGGACCCGCUGACGGAGCAGCAGAUCGUGGCGGUGUACGGGCUGCAGCAAUCGGCGGUGCAGACGGAGGAGGCGCUGAGCCAGGGCCUGGACACCCUCUACCAGGCGCUCUCCGACACCGUCGUCUCCGACGCGCUCACCUGCUGCUCCACCCCCAACGUCUCCAACUACAUGGGCCAGAUGGGCCUCGCCGUCCACAAGCUCACCACCCUCGAAGGCUUCGUCAGACAGGCGGAGAAGCUGAGGCAGCAGAUGCUCCACCGGCUGCACCAGGUGCUGACGGCGCGGCAGAUGGCGCGGUCGCUGCUCGCCGUCUCCGACUACUUCCACCGCCUCCGCGUGCUCAGCUCCUUCUGGGUCAACCGCAACAGGAUGGCGCCCCAGGACCAGCAGCUGGAGGCCGGCCCUCACACCUAGCUCUCAAUCUUAUCGAUCCACCACCAUGCGUGCCUGCGUGCGUGCGUGCAUCUCGCUCAUCCUAUGCAUAUGCAUGCAUGCAUGCGCCGGCAUGCAUGUCUCUGAGAAAGUUGAAGGCAGCGCGCGGUGACCGUGCAAGCUUAUAUUAGCAGUGCAGAGGGGGAGACAAGGGACCGUAUCUGAAUGAUAACCCUCUAACAAAGAAUGUCCUACCGUUGUGUCUUGGAUUUGGAUUUAUUAGUAGUAGCAGCUAGAUAGUAUGGUCCAUCGACUCAUGUACUCCUGGCUGAUCGACCUGAACUGAUUAGCUUGUCUUGCCUCCGGAUGAAUGUGAUUCGACUCUCCAUCA